Molecule: messenger RNA, 696 nt
Organism: Diuraphis noxia (Russian wheat aphid)
Lineage: Eukaryota; Metazoa; Arthropoda; Insecta; Hemiptera; Aphididae
Product: zinc finger BED domain-containing protein 4-like
Source: RefSeq, a predicted model, not a curated record
AUGGUGAAAAUGGUUGAAUUAAUAUCUUCUUCAGAUAAUAAUGAUAAUAUAGAUUAUGAUGAAUUUGGCUUAAAUGAAGAUGAUUUAUUAGUUGAAGAUGCAGUUGAAAAUGAAUCAUUUGAAUUACUUUUAGAGACAGCUAUUCAACCAUCAAUUUUAACCAGAAUGAUACGCUGUUCAGCUCAUACUCUGCAACUAUGUGUUAUAGAUGGUCUUAAAUCUACUAACAUUCAAAAUGUAAUUUGGAAAGCUAGAAAAGUUAUAAAACAUCUCCGUACACCAAAUAUAGCAACAUUAAUUAAAAUUCUUAAAUUAAAAAAGGCUAUUCUUGAUAUAGAACCUAGAUGGGAUAUUACCUACCUAAUGUUAGAACGUUUGUUGGAGUUAAUGCCAUUUUGUAUAGACCAUGCAAAUACAAAUGCAUUGUUAAAACUAAGUGUAAAUGAAUGGACAUCAAUUGAAAAUUUAGUAAAGUCACUUACACCAGUUAGAGAAGCUUCAUUGUCACUACAAAGACAAGAUAUCACAUUGGGUGAUUUUUACUGUACUUGGUUACAAACUCAAAAUAAACUUAAAAAUAUUGAUUCUACUGUUUCUAAUUCUAUUUAUCAAAUAAUGAUGGUUAGACAAAAACUGUUGCUAAAAAAUGAAUUAUUCUCUGCUGGUAACUAUAAAGAUCUUAGACUAUUUAUUUAG